Chelmon rostratus (copperband butterflyfish) is the source of this 893-nucleotide messenger RNA. It is a transcript of the gene ralyla, whose product is annotated as RNA-binding Raly-like protein. Lineage: Eukaryota; Metazoa; Chordata; Actinopteri; Chaetodontiformes; Chaetodontidae. The coding region runs from base 1 to 846 and encodes 281 amino acids. Gene Ontology annotation, cellular component: nucleus. The transcript has 8 exons. The record is from RefSeq and is a predicted model, not a curated record. Gene Ontology annotation, molecular function: RNA binding.
AUGACUGGGAAGACCCAGACCAGCAACGUGACCAACAAGAAUGACCCGCGCUCCCUCAACUCCCGCGUCUUCAUCGGCAACCUCAACACGGCCGUGGUGACCAAGGCCGACAUCGAGGCCAUCUUCGCCAAAUACGGCAAGAUCGUGGGCUGCUCGGUGCACAAGGGCUACGCCUUCGUUCAGUACGCCAGCGAGAGGAACGCCAGGGCAGCCGUGGCUGGGGAGAACACCAGGGUCAUUGCUGGACAAUCACUAGACAUCAACAUGGCAGGAGAGCCAAAACCAUACAGGCCUAAGAUGGGCUCCAAGAGGCCCCUCUCAUCCCUCUACAGUGGCUACGAGUUUGACUAUGACUACUACAGAGACGAUUUCUACAGCAGACUCUUUGAGUACCACGGUCGUGUCGUGCCCCCAACCCGGGCUGUGAUCCCCAUCAAGCGUUCGCGGCUAGUUGUCCCGUCCACACGCAGAGCCAAAUCCUCCUUUCCAGUCAGGGCUUGUUCCUCCUCCUCCUCCUCCUCCUCUUCCUCCUCCCGAGCGCUCAAUACAGACCAGCUCCUAACAAUCAAAAAGGAGCUGUCACAGAUCAAGACCAAGAUCGACUCACUGCUGGGAAGGCUGGAGAAGAUUGAGAGGCAACAUCGCUCUGAUGCCGAUAUGCAGAGGAAACAAGAGGAGGUGUGUGACUGUCUCCAUGGGGAUGCAGCAGACCACUCUGGUGGAGAGGAAGCGGAGGGGACGGCAGAGGUGGAGGCGGGGGAGAUGACAGACGGCGCCGAUGACGACUUUGAAGAUGAAGGCACCAGCGAUAUGAUAGAAAACCACAUAUCGGACAUUGACAACUGAGUAAGUUGGGGAAAAAGGAGGCCUACAGUACCAGAAGUUGGGAAAAC